AUGUCUUCACAAUCCCAUCACGGUCAUUCCGCGACGUCACGUCAAUUCCCCGUCUACAAUCCCGUCGCCGCAGUUACGGCACCUGCGGGGACCUUGCUUCCGGGCACCAAGAUCCAAGUCGGCGGCCAUCGCGUGGUAGUGGAGAAAUACCUCUCUGAAGGUGGUUUUGCCCACGUCUACGUAGUGCGAUUGCCCCAGCCAGUCAAUGGGUCCGAAACCGCAGUGCUGAAGCGGGUGGCCGUCCCUGACAAGGCGGCCCUUGCCAACAUGCGCACUGAGGUGGAAACCAUGAAGAAGCUCAAGGGUCACCGGCACAUUGUGAAGUAUAUUGAUUCGCAUGCCUCGCAGCUGCGCGGAGGUGGAUAUGAGGUGUUCCUGGUCAUGGAGUACUGCGCGGGUGGAGGUCUUAUCGACUUCAUGAACACCCGGCUUCAACACCGGUUGACAGAGCCGGAGAUUGUUAAAAUCUUCUCCGAUGUUGCUGAAGGUGUUGCGUGUAUGCAUUAUCUUAAACCGCCCCUCCUCCAUCGUGAUCUGAAAGUUGAGAACGUUUUGAUCUCGGGCAAGGGGAGUUCUGCCACAUACAAACUGUGUGAUUUUGGAUCAUCGGCACCCCCUCGUCCUGCUGCUACUUCUGCCGCCGAGGGCCGCUUGAUUGAAGAUGAUGUGCAGCGGCAUACGACGUUGCAGUACCGAAGCCCGGAGAUGAUUGAUGUCUAUCGGAAGCAACCGAUUGACGAAAAGAGUGAUAUCUGGGCACUUGGUGUGUUUUUGUACAAAUUAUGUUACUAUACAACCCCCUUCGAAGAGGUCGGUCAGAUGGCUAUUCUCAACGCGACCUUCAAAUACCCUUCCUACCCUUCAUUUUCGAGCCGGCUGAAGCUGUUCAUUGGCUCAAUGUUGAAGGAAGAUCCCCGCAACCGUCCCAACAUAUACGAGGUCGUGCGCGAGGUGUGUAAAAUGCAAGGAAAGGAAGUUCCUAUCAAAGACAUCUAUUCCAACCGCUCUGUUUCGGAAGCGCGCAAGUAUCAAGAGCUACCGCCUACACCCACGGAGGCUCCUGCGGUAGGCGCAGUAUUUUCGCCUCCGAUGCAGGAGACUGAGAUAAUCCCAGAGAUUGCGCCUAUGCGGCGUGGUCGACCUGGGAAAUCCCCGUCCCAGCCUAGCUCCGAGGGACCGAGUCCUUCGCCAUAUCGAGCCGCUGCCGAAGCCGAUCCGUUUGCAGCCCUGGAUGGGAGCGCAGCCCGAAAGAAGACGGCAGAGGAAAUGUCAAAACGUUUGACAUUUUGCAUGAAAAAAGGGGACAAGUUUGAAUUCGAGCCAACAGUUGAAUCUAAGCCAGAGGACGAGGAUCUAUCUCGAAGACUCACCAACGCCCUAGCCGAUGAUGCUUUUGCCAGACGUGUCUCGCCCGAACGUGCGCCGAAGCCAGUCUAUAAGCGAACAUCUCAAACUUCUCCUGUCCGAGCACCUAAUAUGCGUGAAAUUCCCGCCCCGCAGGCUGUUCCCUUGCACCAGCCAACUCCUCAGCGGCCCGCAAUGGUGUCGACGGGUACCAUGACCUCACCCAUCCAAACACCUCGUUUGCCGGAGCCAAAGCUGCCUAUUCGGCCAAUCUAUCGAUUCCCUUCGUCCGAUAAUGAACACAGAUCUUCCAGCGAGCCACUUACAACCGAGGAGGAACAAAGAGUGAUACGGCCGCAAAAAGCGCCAUCCCCCCGAUGUCGAUCUAAUUCUGCGCGCCCCUCGAUGGAAGCCCUGAGACGGCCUUCAGCAUUAGAGGUAGGUGAACCCGUGGGACGCUCUAAAUCCGCUCUUGGAAAGGCUCGACCACUAUCAGUCCAGGCGGGAGCGAGAUAUGACCUGCCGCGUGACUCUGAGAGUCCGCGGUCUUCGCUGGAUAUGCCCCGCCUACAAUACGAGGGCGGCGCACCACUACGCUCAGUGCGUACCGAAGUGGAUCGUCAGUCUGAUCGGACUAUCUCCUCUGAUGUCGAUUACCUACGCGCGAUGGAAGAAGAAGAGAGCAAUCGGAAGCGCGAAAAACGCUCUAGUGGUUCCCACAAACACAACAAGCGCGGUAGUCUGUCUACUUUAUCGCUUUCAGGAGGUAAGAACAUAUUUGCCGGUCGAUUCGGCGAUGCAUUCCGCCGAUUCGAGGCAGGCAAUCAAGAAAAAUCAUCGUCGCCAUCGGCAGAGGAUGUGCCCCGACAGGGUCUGCCUGGGGCACCGGAUUCAGCCGACGGAAGUCUUUCGCCAAAUGACGAUAUUGCCUUGGAAGACGUCGACCGGGACGACAUAUCACCGGAAAUGCGUCGGGAGCUGGAACGCCGCCGACUCUCCCAAGAGGAGAAACGAGUUGCCAAUGCCGCAGCUGAGUAUCGGCGCCGGGUUGCCGAAACGGGCGACGGGGGUGGAAGAGUGAUAAGCGAGGGUGCACGCUCGCGCACCAUUCAGAAUAAGGUACAAUCGUUGUUUGGAGAGUCUGAAAAACCGACCGUUCCAAAGACUGCCACUGGGUAUGGACGGUUCACAGAGACUUCCUCUUCUUUGCAGGCAAAGCAGAGUGAGGCCAGGCCCACCACCUCCAACCAGCUGUCCGCGUCCAACACAUCUGGCCCGACCUACACUCGUGAGGGUUCAAUGACAGUCCCGGAUCGCCUAGACGGCCCCAAGAUCUCUGCGGCUGUCCCGCAAUCUAUCGCCCCUACCAGUUACCCAUCCACGCAACGUCCCACAAAUCGACCAGCUGCACCACCCAAGCCCAAGAAUUUGCGCGUUGGCCCAUCCACCUCGCGACCAGGUACUGGUCAUGGCCAUGGUCCCUCCGAAGAGACUCCGGCAAGCCCUGGAGAGGACUGGGAGGUCAAAUUCAGCCAGCGUUUCCCAAGCUUGUCCGGACUUGAAAUGGAGACAGAGAUUAAGGUCCCAAAAAUUUCUAGCUUGAGGACGCGGGAAGUGUAG
Molecule: messenger RNA, 2964 nt
Organism: Penicillium verrucosum
Lineage: Eukaryota; Fungi; Ascomycota; Eurotiomycetes; Eurotiales; Aspergillaceae
Product: putative serine/threonine protein kinase
Exons: 5
Coding region: 1-2964 (987 amino acids)
Biological process (GO): actin filament organization; actin cortical patch assembly; peptidyl-threonine phosphorylation
Cellular component (GO): cytoplasm
Molecular function (GO): protein serine/threonine kinase activity; ATP binding
Source: RefSeq, a predicted model, not a curated record